AUGGUUACUGCUGCUGACCGGGUUUGUCGCUCUAGCAUAUAUGAAGCGCAGUUAAAAAUAGUGCAAGAUGUUGUUGCCGGCUUAAGGGAGGAACUCCGUGAUUUAGAGGCGGAGCGUCGAGUACUAUCUGAGCAAAAUUGCAUUGUGGCCUGCGAGAAGGCCGCUUUGGAAGAUCAUGUGGCUACUUUGGAAGGCCAAGCGGAGUGCCUCAAAAAUCAAGUGAGUUCUCUCCCUCGAGAGAAGGGUGCUCUAGCGAGCGAGUUGGCCAGGCGUCAACGCCAACUGACCCGUACCUGA
Messenger RNA from Lactuca saligna, 297 nucleotides. Lineage: Eukaryota; Viridiplantae; Streptophyta; Magnoliopsida; Asterales; Asteraceae. The record is from the annotation of a GenBank genome assembly.